Molecule: messenger RNA, 1348 nt
Organism: Trichoplusia ni (cabbage looper)
Lineage: Eukaryota; Metazoa; Arthropoda; Insecta; Lepidoptera; Noctuidae
Product: phospholipase A2-like
Exons: 3
Coding region: 415-765 (116 amino acids)
Biological process (GO): arachidonate secretion; phospholipid metabolic process
Source: RefSeq, a predicted model, not a curated record
GUAACUUAUUAUAAUAAGAAAAAUCUUUAUUCACAAAACUAAAUGUUAUACCUAUAUUUUGAUGUAGAGUUACGUUAUAAAUAACAUUUGGUGUAGUUACUUGUAUCUUACAAAGCAGUUUUUUAUUUUGUUAUUACUAUUUUUUAUUAUACACAAACUCUAUUUUUUUAAACUUGUUUUUCUUUAUGUUGUGUAAAUGUAUCUUGAUUGACUUAGACUUGUUACUUCCGUCCAUUUGAGCUAUAUCAAAUGUUAAUAAUUGUGAGAAGAUGGUCCUCAGUAUUAACUCUCUGCUUCCAAUUUAUUUGAUGCACAAAAUUAUAUUCUAUCUCAAUCGUUUAAGGUACAAAAUGGUGCGGGUCUGGCAAUGUAGCAAUCAAUAACGAGGACUUGGGUUACUCUAAGGAGGCUGACAUGUGCUGCCGAGCGCACGACAACUGCGAGGAUACCAUCGCUGGAGGAGGAACCAAACAUAAUCUGGAGAACGACGCGUCGUACACGAGGUAUUCCUUCCUCUCCAGAUUGAGCUGUUCCUGCGAUUUGGAAUUCCAGAAGUGUCUGCUGUCUGCCGACACGGCGAUGUCUGAGUUUAUCGGCAUGACAUACUUCGAUGGAUUACAGACUAAAUGCUUCAAGAAGGAGUACCCAAUAACCAAGUGCCUACAAUAUGGAGGUUGGUUCAACGAGAAGUGUUUAGAAUAUGAGUUAGAUGAAUCUGGAACACCCACGUACCAGUGGUUCGACGUGCCGAUGUUUGGAAAAUGACAGCAGCAUUAGGAAAUCUAGGCAAAAUUACUUCAAGAUGGAAGAGACUAUAAUCGAAUUACAAUAUAUCUCAAAGCACUUAAAAAGCACUUUUAUUUCAUUAAUUUGAGUUUUGUGUCGUGGUAGCUUUACGGUUCUAUGCAUAGGUUUAUGCGCAGCAGGAGUGAAUGUGACUUUUUCAAACCAGUGACAAACGGUGGUGAAAGUUGAAUCUGAUACCUGAUCGUCAAAUAGCUGUCCUAUGACCCAACAGUAAAAAUAUGAUUUAAAAAUAAGAACAAUGUUGAAAUUAUCUAAUUUGUUCAAAAGAAAGUCUUGUGCAAUCCUAUGUCACAACCCCUAUUUUAUGCUAUAAAGAGUUUGGAAUCGCGUGAUAUUAUUUAUUUCAAGUAUAGUAACUUACCUGAGGUUGAUUCAUACUUAAAUGACACAACGGUUUACUCACGCGAAUUCAUCGGGAUCGGCCGACUAGUUUCAGACCCAUCGGCCUCCUUUAUUAUGAACAAACGCGGCCUCCAAGUCGCGAGUUGCAGUCAGAUCGAACGAGAUCGGAAACUAGUCGGGCGAUUAAAAAAAUAUGUAU